This is a messenger RNA of Cyphomyrmex costatus, 1405 nucleotides long. RefSeq lists its product as uncharacterized. The record is from RefSeq and is a predicted model, not a curated record. The coding region runs from base 48 to 1295 and encodes 415 amino acids. NCBI's taxonomy places the organism in Eukaryota, Metazoa, Arthropoda, Insecta, Hymenoptera, Formicidae. The transcript is spliced from 7 exons.
ACCAUCAAUACGAUAAAGAAGAUUAAUUAUAUAAUUAAUAAUUAAAUAUGGAGAAGAUGAGCAACUCUAAUUCAUUUAAGCUUACACACAACUUCUACAUCAUUGAAUUCGAUGAUGGGAUAGCACUAGUACCGAAUAAUUGGUUGCGGCUAUCACUAUCAGAAGAUUUUUACGUUUGCUUUUAUCCGAAUUAUGAUUCAAAAAAGAAACUUAAUAAGGCUAUACAGACCAGAGAAGAACCUGAUUUGAAAAAUGUACAAGCUGGAUGGGCGAUGUAUGAUAUUUUACAUAUUAUUGCUUCAGCAGAUACUUUUGAACGAGGUCAAGAAAAGUUAAAGAUGGCCGAAAAUAUAUCUGACGUUAAUACAGAUAAUGAAGAGAAAAUGAAACAAACGCGGCAUGACAGAGCUGUUGUAAAAAAUUUUACAUCUGACGACUCAUCUUCAUCCAGUACAAAUAUGGAUUCCGUCCUGUUGCAGUUACCAGAUCCGAAUGAAUUUUGUGGAUCACAUUAUUCUUCGAAUAAGAUUUUAGCGACUUACGAAAACGCAAUUAUUUCACCCGAAGAUGAAAAUAUUAUGAUUCUAAAUAUGGAGAGAAAAAAACCGAAAAUAGUUAAACAAGAAAAGGUAAAGGUUUCUAUAUGUAAAAAGAUGGAAAACAAUCAAGAUAUCGAUGAAAAUAAUGAUCCUAAUGUUACAAAUAACAACGAUGAUUCAAUCGAUUGGAAUAACAAGAAAGAAAAUCAAUCUGGCGAGACAAUGUUAAAGGAAAUUUUAAAGAAAGUAAACCGUAUUCUAGUAGAAAUUACAUACAUUGAAAGAAGGCUCAGUAGAUUAGAAAAUAAAACAGACAUUGCAAAUAAUGAAGCGAUAGCCAAUAUUGCUGUCGAAGAAGUGUUUGUUUUUGAUACUAUUUCUUCAGUGGAACAGUUGCAUCUGUUGGAAGAAAAUUUGAAAAAGGAAGAUUUUUUUAUGAAAAUGAAGAACUUUUUGAAAUUAAAAGGUGGAAUAAAUCUUCAAGACAGAAUAAAAAAUUGUUUUAAAACAUUGAUUAAAGAUGAAAUAUUGAUGUUAUACAGUUGGAAAGGAGCUCGAGGAAAAAAUGCAUUCCGAAAUUUUAAAAUUGUUAGUUUAAUUAUAGCUGUUAUUCGGUUACACGAUACAACUUCAACCGAGGAAGAAAUCUCAAAAUUAAUGAUCAAUUGGAUCGUGCAAGCUCCUUCACGUGUCAAAAGAAUUGCAGAAAAAGAAAGGAAAGACGAAAGAGAUAAUCUACAAGACCAUCAGGAAUGAGCUAGAUUUAAAUAGUUGAAAUAAUAUAUCUUCGAAAUAAUACAUCUUCAUCUUUUUUCCAACCGAUAAUAUUUCUGUUUUCAACGAUAAGAUCGAAUUUAUAAUUUUAG